AUGAAUUUCAUGAGAUUAGAAAAUACUCCCAGGUCCCAUAUGAAUGAGAGAAUGCACUCAUUCUUACAUAUCCCAGGGUUAGAUGAUUCUGAGAAGGCAAUAGGGGUGGGCCUGAUGCAGGGACACCCCCAGUGCCUGGAUUAUGGGCCCCCUUUCCGGCCCCUUCUGCACCUUGAGUUUUGCUCUGACUAUGAGUCCUUCGGCUUCUGUGACCAGCACAAGGACUGCCGCAUCGCUGCCCGGUAUUGGGACAUGGAAUACUUUGAUCUGAAGAGACAUGAGCUGUGUGGAGAUUACAUUAAAGACAUCCUUUGUCAGGAGCAUAAACUGGGCAGAAAAUCACAGAGAAGAGAUUUAGCAGCAGUUGAGAAGCGCGGGUGUGACAGGUCUGAUGCUGAGCCUGAGCUCCGCGCUCUCUUCCGGGAGUGCUCGCCCCACGCAGCCCACCUCUACGACGCCGAGCACCCUCAGACGCGCCCCCGGAAUCUCCCGGGCCUCUGCUCUGACUACUGCUCCGCCUUCCAUUCUAACUGCCACUCCCCCAUCUCCCUGCUGACCAGCGACCGCGGCCCCCAGGAGUCCCCAGGAACCGAUGGCGCCCGCUUCUGCCGCCUCCUGGACCUUCCUGACAAGGACUAUUGCUUCCCCAACGUCCUGAGGAACGACUAUCUCCACCGCAACCUGGGCGUGGUGGCCCAGGACCCCCGGGGCUGCCUGCAGCUCGGGCUCAGGAACCCCGUCUCCAUGGUCCAUGCUGGGGACGGCACCCAUCGCCUCUUUGUGGCCGAGCAGGUAGGGGUGGUGUGGGUCUAUCUCCCCGACGGCAGUCGCCUGGAGCAACCCUUUCUGGACCUCAAGAACAUCGUGUUGACCACCCCGUGGAUCCGGGAUGAGAGGGGCUUCUUGGGGUUGGCUUUUCACCCCAAAUUCCACCACAACCGCAAGUUCUACAUUUAUUAUUCGUGCCUGGACAAGAAAAAAGUAGAAAAGAUCCGGAUUAGUGAGAUGAAGGUUUCUCGGGCUGAUCCCAACAAAGCUGACCUGAAAUCAGAGAGAGUCAUCUUGGAGAUCGAAGAACCGGCCUCAAACCAUAAUGGCGGACAGCUUCUUUUUGGCCUGGAUGGCUAUAUGUAUGUAUUCACUGGGGACGGGGGACAGGCUGGAGAUCCCUUUGGCAUGUUUGGAAAUGCUCAGAACAAAAGUUCCCUGCUGGGAAAAGUUUUAAGGAUCGAUGUGAAUGGGGUGGGCUCAGAUGGUAAGCGGUACCGAGUCCCCUUGGACAAUCCGUUUGUUUCUGAGCCAGGGGCCCACCCCGCCAUCUAUGCCUAUGGGAUCAGAAACAUGUGGCGCUGUGCUGUAGACCGAGGGGACCCCGUCACGCACCAGGGCCGAGGCCGGAUAUUCUGCGGGGACGUGGGCCAGAACAGGUUUGAAGAGGUUGACCUCAUUGUGAAAGGCGGAAACCAUGGCUGGAGAGCAAAGGAAGGAUUUGCGUGUUACUACAGAAACUGUCACAAUGCCUCUUUGGAUGAUGUUCUGCCAAUCUAUGCUUAUGGCCACGCAGUGGGGAAGUCGGUCACUGGAGGUUAUGUCUGUCGGGGUUGUGAAUUCCCAAACCUCAAUGGCCUGUAUAUCUUUGGAGACUUCAUGAGUGGGUCCUUGAGGAAUCACCACACUGUCUUCCACGAUGGUUGAACUAAUUUACACUCCCACCAACAGUGUCAAAGUGUUCCUAUUUCUCCACAUCCUCUCCAGCAUCUGUUGUCUCCAGAUUUUUUAAUGAUCACCAUUCUAACUGGUGUGAAAUGGUAUCUCAAUGUAGUUUUGAUUUGCAUUUCUCUAAUGACCAGGGAUAAUAGGCAUUUUUUUCAUAUGUUUAUUGGCCUCAUAUAUGUCUUCUUUUGUAAAGUGUCUGUUCAUAUCUUUUGCCCACUUUUGAAUGGGUUUGUUUGUUUUUUUCUUAUAAAUCUGUUUUAGUUCUUUGUAGAUUCUGUAGAUUUUUAGUUCUUUGUAGAUAUUAGCCCUUUGUCUGAUGCGUAGAUUGCAAAAGUUUUUUCCCAUUCUGUUGGUUGCCAAUUCACUCUAAUGAUUGUUUCUUUUGCCGUGCAGAAGCUCUGGAGUUUAAUUAAGUCCCAUUUGUCUAUUUUGGCUUUUGUUGCCAAUGCUUUUGGUGUUUUAGCCAUGAAGUCCUUGCCUGGGCCUAUGUCCUGAAUGGUUUUGCCUAGGUUUUCUUCUAGGGUUUUUAUGGUGUUAGGUCUUAUGUUUAAGUCUUUAAUAAUGCUAAUUUGAUGCAAUAUGUAAUAAUAUUCGUAAAAGGAGACAGAUGCCAAUUUCCUUUUUUAACAAAUGAGUCAAGGUGACAAAUCAAUAAAAAUAAUUUGUCUAUGAAUACA
Callithrix jacchus (white-tufted-ear marmoset) is the source of this 2393-nucleotide messenger RNA. The record is from RefSeq and is a predicted model, not a curated record. NCBI's taxonomy places the organism in Eukaryota, Metazoa, Chordata, Mammalia, Primates, Cebidae.